AUGGAGUCACCGAUAAAAAGAGUGGCUGUCAUUGGAGGUGGAUUUGCUGGACUGUGUUCAGUAGCAACUUUGAUGGAGGAAGGAGGUUUUGAACCGGUGUGUUUCGAAAAAACUGACAAACCAGGUGGGACGUGGUGUUACAGAGAUGAAGCCAUUGAAGGUGUUGCUUCCAUCAUGCCUACCACCAUUAUCAACCACAGUAAAGAGAUGGGUGCCCUGAGUAAUUAUCCGCCGCCCAAAGAAUGCAGCAACUUUAUGCGGCACAAAGAACUCUAUCGAAACGUUAUAGAGGGAGCAAAAGAACGAGACCUUCUAAAAUACAUCCAGUGCAACACGGAAGUAAUUUCUGUAAAAAGAACAGCAGACUAUGAGCAAACGGGCAAAUGGAUGGUGACAGUGAAGAACACAGCUUCUGGUGAAAUAACUGAAGAUAUUUACGAUGGCGUGUUAGCUUGUGUCGGACACAUAAAUCGACCAAAAAUGCCGAGUUUUCCUGGCCAAAACUCAUAUAAAGGAGAAAUCAUACACACGCAUAGUCUUAGAGGAGUUGAAUCGUACCGAAAUAAAAGAGUGAUUGUGGUAGGUAUGGGUUGCUCUGGAUUAGAUGCUGCUGUAGAAAUAAGCAAUGUUGCAGAACAAGUAUAUCUUAGCACUAGAUCCGGCGCACAUGUGCUUCAACGUGUCGGACCUCAUGGAUAUCCAUAUGAUUACGUAUUGCUUAGGCGCUGUAUUUUCUUCUUGUUUGAUAUACUUCCAUCAAAUGCUGUUAGUUGGCUUUUAGAGUCUCUUUAUUUAGAUCCACAAUUCAAUCACAAUAUAUAUGCUGUGAAACCUACUCAUCAUAUCUUCUCUAAAGAUCCUGUCAUUAAUGAUCAUAUAACAUCUAAAUUACUUUCUGGAUCCGUGAAGCAGAAGCCUAACAUCAAAAGAUUCACUGAAGAUGGCGUAAUUUUUGAAGGAGAUAAUGAAGUGACCAAAGCUGAUGCGGUUAUUAUGGCCACCGGCUACACUUGGAAAUUUCCUUUUCUUGAAAAGGGCAUUAUUAUGGAGGAAGAGGGUAAAAUCAAUCUGUACAAAUGCAUGUUUCCGAUUAAUCUGAAGCAUGCUACUUUUGCAGUGAUUGGAUUUGUUCUACCAUUUGGUCCAGGAUUUCCUAUAGGAGAGCUCCAGUGUCGAUGGGCAGCUCAAGUUUUAGCUGGUAAAUGCAGCCUUCCUUCUAAAUAUAAGAUGAUUAAGGAGAUUAACGACAGAUUCAUGCACAAUAAAACAAGAUACGCACCGAAUGAAAAAAUGUCGAUUCGAGUUGAUUACAUUAAGUACUGCGAUGAUAUAGCAUCACAGUUUGGAGCUAAGCCUAAUUUCUUAAAAUUGUUCCUAACAGACCCAAAAUUAUUUUUCCAUUUGAUUUUUGGACCCAGCCUCCCUUACCAAUAUCGACUGCAGGGACCUCAUUCUUGGGAUGGAGCUCGGAAUGCUAUAGUGCCUGUUGAUUGGUUAACUACAUCUUCAAAAAAAGAAUUCCCUGCAAGUUAA
Argiope bruennichi is the source of this 1533-nucleotide messenger RNA. RefSeq names its product flavin-containing monooxygenase 5-like. NCBI's taxonomy places the organism in Eukaryota, Metazoa, Arthropoda, Arachnida, Araneae, Araneidae. The coding region runs from base 1 to 1533 and encodes 510 amino acids. Gene Ontology annotation, molecular function: flavin adenine dinucleotide binding; N,N-dimethylaniline monooxygenase activity; NADP binding. The transcript is spliced from 3 exons. The record is from RefSeq and is a predicted model, not a curated record.